AUGUCGGGCCUUGAGAUAGCCGGUCUUGUGCUGGGCGCCUUGCCCUUGGCCAUUGAGGUGCUCGACAGAUAUAGCGAAGUAGCCGACCGCAUUGAUGUCUUCUUCAAGAUCAAAGCGGAAUAUGACGAGUGGCACCGGCGACUGGAGUUCAAUUACCUGCUCUUCAAGAGAAAUGUCGAGGAGCUCCUUCUACCUCUCAUGGUCGAUGACAUAACCCAAAAGGACAAUAUCCCAAAGCUUAUGAAGGAUCCGUUCGGAAGUUGGUGGACCGAGCCCGAGAUGGCCCACCUCCUGCAGAAACGCCUACGCGAUGGCUAUAAGGUGUAUAUGGGUUGCAUCCAGGACAUUGAGCAGGUCAUGGAAGACAUUGUUCGUGAGCUUGCUUUGGGUCACGCGGCAGUUCAGUCCAAGAUCGCUUCACCUGGGGAAGCCACAAUAAUUGCAAGUUUGAAGGCACUGAGAGACAGCGACAACCUGGCCUUCCAAAAGUUCAGGUUCAAGUUCGCCCUCAAGGGCCCAAAGAAGCGAACCCGCCUUUUUACCAAGUUGGAAGAACAGAACAAAAAACUCCAAAAGAUCCUCAAGGGUAGCGACAGAGUCAGAGAUCUCUCCGCCCCAACUGCCGUCACAGCUCAGUCAAAGGCUGUCGGCGCCAUCGAUACUACGCUCUGCAACUUUUGGGUCACGGCCGACAGGUUUUUCAAUGCACUUGCCUCAAGUUGGAACUGCCGAUGCAAUACCCACUGCGCAAAUCUCCUACUACACCAUCGGAGCAAUGCAGCGCCCGAGUUCGAGGUCCUGUUCACCAAAGAACAGCCUUCCAUGACCACGUGGAAUGUCCGAAAAACGAAGAUUGUUGAGAAACAGGGCCUUAACUCCGGGCCGGGAGAGGUAGCCAGAUCCCGGCCAAGCUUGCCAAUACACACGCCAUCGCACAAGGAUAUCCGUCCACUCAAAUCCGCGCUCGGAAACCCGAAAAAGUCAAGAGGGAAAACCGCAAUGUUCGCGGGGCUUCAUUCCUCAACAGCAACAACAACUACUACUACUACUACUACAACAACAGUGACGCUCGUAGAAGUCAAAGAAGAAGACAGAACCACCGUUACCUCCACCAUGUCCACACAGACUACAACCACAAAGCAGAUGAUCCACUGCCUCUGCACCGCCCUCGAAGCACCAGCCUCACGCGGAAUCCAAGGCGACCCAACCUACGGCUACCUCAUCAGCGAAAACAUGACAUACCACAUCUACGACAUACCCUACAACCAACCUCCCACCCAACAAUACACCCCCAUCACGCUCCAAGAUAUCAUCGACGGGGACCUAUUUCCCACGCUUAAGCGCAAGCGCAUGCAACGAUUUACCAUGGCCCUAACCAUCGCCUCCUCAUUCGUCCAGCUUCUCGACUCUCCGUGGCUUCCCACCACCCUGACCAAAACCGACAUCAUUUUCCCCCGUGGCUGCACCUCCUUCCUCAACGACGAGCCGUACGUCCAACGCCCCUUAAUCUUCGCGGGCAAGAAAGCGACCCACGCAGCAGAAGAAGGGCCGCCGCCAGUGCCAAUAGGCGACUCCCUCGACCAGCUGGGCAUCAUCCUCCUGGAACUCUGUUUCAACGAGCGCAUUAGGGAUCAGAAGUGCCGGCGGGACUACGAAAAACGUUGCACUGCACCCGACGACUACGUCUUGAGCCGCUUUGACGUGAUGGCGGCAAGGGAUUGGCAGGGUGAGGUGUUGCAGGAGGCCGGGCAAGGUUUUGCGGAUGCUGUGGCGUGGUGCUUGGGAGGGAAUAGGGGGUCUGGGAACAGAGGCGAUGUGGAGAAGGUAGCGGGCAAGACAAUAGAGAGGUGGAGGAGGGAUAUGUUUAGAAAUGUGAUAGUGCCGUUGAAGUUGUCUUGUGACAAUAUGGCGGGGAUAGGGGUGGAGGAUUGA
Molecule: messenger RNA, 1932 nt
Organism: Sordaria macrospora k-hell
Lineage: Eukaryota; Fungi; Ascomycota; Sordariomycetes; Sordariales; Sordariaceae
Source: RefSeq, a predicted model, not a curated record